Messenger RNA from Pistacia vera, 1798 nucleotides. Its product is annotated as nucleobase-ascorbate transporter 1. Gene Ontology annotation, cellular component: membrane. Gene Ontology annotation, molecular function: transmembrane transporter activity. Gene Ontology annotation, biological process: transmembrane transport. The transcript has 14 exons. The record is from RefSeq and is a predicted model, not a curated record. NCBI's taxonomy places the organism in Eukaryota, Viridiplantae, Streptophyta, Magnoliopsida, Sapindales, Anacardiaceae. Bases 31 to 1593 code for a protein of 520 amino acids.
UCAUCUUUCUUCUUUCAAGUAGUUUUACCAAUGGCAGAAUACAGCCACCCUCCCAUGGAACAGCUUCAAGACCUUGAGUACUGCAUAGACUCUAACCCUCCUUGGGCGGAAACUAUCUUAUUAGCAUUUCAAAACUACAUCCUGAUGCUGGGGACAAGUGUAAUGAUCCCUUCCUUGCUCGUCCCAGCAAUGGGUGGAAGUGAUGGCGAGAAAGCACGUGUAAUACAGACUCUUCUUUUUGUAGCUGGAAUUAAUACUCUUCUCCAAGCACUUUUUGGAACCAGGUUGCCAGCUGUUGUUGGGGGCUCUUUUGCUUAUGUGAUUCCAAUAGCUUAUAUAAUAAAUGACUCCUCAUUGCAACGGAUUACUGAUAAUCAUGAAAGAUUUAUACAAACAAUGCGAGCUAUCCAAGGAGCUCUCAUUGUUGCCUCAAGCAUACAGAUCAUCCUGGGUUACAGUCAAGUUUGGGGUCUCUUUUCACGAUUUUUCAGUCCUCUUGGUAUGGCCCCUGUGGUUGGAUUGGUUGGCUUGGGAUUGUUUCAACGGGGAUUUCCUCUGUUGGGGAAUUGCGUGGAAAUUGGGAUCCCAAUGCUAUUGUUGGUCAUUGGAUUGUCACAAUAUCUAAAGCAUGUGAGGCUGUUUAGAGAGUUACCAAUAUUUGAACGAUUUCCGGUGCUAAUCUGUGUUACAAUCAUUUGGAUCUAUUCUGUUAUCUUAACUGCUAGUGGGGCUUAUCGAGACCGGCCAAGCCUGACUCAAGCCCAUUGUCGUACCGACAGAGCAAAUCUUGUAUCUACUGCUCCAUGGUUCAAGUUCCCAUACCCUCUCCAGUGGGGGCCCCCCACAUUUUCAGCAGGUCAUUCAUUUGCUAUGAUGUCUGCAGUUCUUGUGUCUAUGGUUGAGUCAACAGGAGCAUUCAAAGCAGCAUCUCGCUUGGCAAUUGCCACUCCACCACCUGCUUAUGUAUUGAGCCGUGGCAUUGGUUGGCAGGGGAUUGGCAUCUUGCUUGAUGGUCUAUUUGGGACAGGCACUGGUUCCACUAUUUCUGUGGAGAAUGUGGGACUCCUUGGGCUGACCCGAGUUGGGAGUCGUCGAGUUGUUCAAAUAUCUGCUGGCUUCAUGAUAUUCUUCUCUACCUUAGGAAAAUUUGGAGCUGUGUUCGCAUCUAUACCCUUCCCAAUAUUUGCUGCAUUAUACUGUGUUCUCUUCGGUCUUGUUGCUGCAGUUGGACUAUCAUUCCUGCAAUUCACAAACAUGAACUGCAUGAGAAACCUUAUCAUAACCGGGCUCUCACUUUUUCUCGGGAUAUCUGUCCCCCAAUUUUUCAGUGAAUACUGGAACCCUGAACAUCAAGGACUUGUUCAUACCAAUGCUGGAUGGUUUAACGCUUUCUUGAAUACCAUAUUCUCGUCGCCUGCAAUGGUUGGUUUAAUAGUUGCAGUAUUUCUCGACAACACAUUAGAGGUGGAAAAAUCAAAGAAAGAUAGAGGAAUGCCAUGGUGGGUAAAGUUCAGAACAUUUAAGGGAGACAACAGAAAUGAAGAAUUCUACACUUUACCAUUCAAUCUCAAUAGGUUCUUUCCACCAACAUAGCCAGUUUAAAAUAAAACUGAAAAGAAAGCUGAAGCGAAAGGCUAAAGAGAGCUAAUUCCUUGUGAAAUCGAAUUCAGUUAAUAUUGAUGCAGACAAGCGAUGCGAAUCCUUCCUUCAACAGCUCAAAUUUUUUGUAAGCCAUGUCAAAUUGGGUCCAGCUAGGAUUGUAGAACAUUUGAUCUAUACCCUUUUGUAGAUGCAAUGC